Asterias rubens (European starfish) is the source of this 2104-nucleotide messenger RNA. RefSeq names its product pyruvate dehydrogenase [acetyl-transferring]-phosphatase 1, mitochondrial-like. Lineage: Eukaryota; Metazoa; Echinodermata; Asteroidea; Forcipulatida; Asteriidae. Gene Ontology annotation, biological process: protein dephosphorylation. The transcript has a single exon. The coding region runs from base 186 to 1844 and encodes 552 amino acids. Gene Ontology annotation, molecular function: protein serine/threonine phosphatase activity. The record is from RefSeq and is a predicted model, not a curated record.
CGUUCGGAAACUUUACAGUCGCAUAAAUUCUGUAAGAAAAAUUAAAAUAAAACAACUUCCGAAGACUACUGAGUGAGCGACCAAGCAACUACAGUAUGACUGGUAACCUAAGGGCGAGUGUAGAAACUUUUUCUUUUGUGACUGAUGAGUAAGAAACUCUAUAAUCUUUAAAAAAUAAAGUUUGGAUGGCGAAUAUUUUCCAGAAUGUCCGGUAUUUGGGAGGCGUGUCGGGGCCAAACUCACGCCGAUUGUAUUCGCUUCCGCCCGGCCGAAGAACCAGCGGGCGCCCGGUGAAUACCUUAGCUGCUUGUGAGAGAUACUUCCACGAGGGACAUGGUGUGAAGCAAGACGUCAGUUACUCGAAUGAUUAUGGAACAAGUAGUACAAAAAGGUCAUGGCAAGCCAAACCUUUCCUUUUAAAUAAGUUGUUAGCCGGCAAGUUUUCUUCAGCAGUACCCAAACAAGAAUUUGUUCACAAUUUCAAAAGUGUCAUCAGUCAGCCUCGCCGUUUCUUUCAGACAACUUCGCCAUGCAGCUGGUAUGGACAUCUAUCAGUUUCCCCAGAGCAAGUUAGUAAAAUUCUACAUCGACAUGAGAUUGGCGUCAAUGUCGAAAAUGAAAAUCUCCGCGUGCAAUCGUUUAUGAGUAACCAAGUUGCUUCGAACAAUCCUCUGGAGGACCGUAGAGGUGCUGCAACGUGCAAGUUGACCAAUGCAAUGAUGUUUGGCGUAUUCGACGGCCACCAUGGACCGGCCUGUGCACAAGUCAUAAGUGAGCGUCUCUUUAAUUACAUAGCUGCGGAAGUUCUCCCGUACGACAUUCUGGAGCAUGCGAACCGCAUGUUUUCUACCGGUAAUCUCACAGAGCUUGUGGACUUUUACGAACAUCCCAAUGAUUACAUCUCCCAUGAUCAGCAGCAGUUGUUCAAAAACAGCCUUGCCCAGUACCUGAAGGACAAUAUUUCUAUUGACUUUCAAGGAGAGUAUGACUUAACCAACAUCUUGAUGAUCGCGUUUGAUCGACUUGACAAGGACUUGACAACGGAAGCAUUGAAAACCACCAAUGGGGACUUUAAUGAUGAAGGACUGCAUCGAGUCUUCUCUGGUGCUUGCGCUUGCAUCGCUUACGUUGAAGGUGAUAACUUGUAUGUUGCCAAUGCUGGGGACUGCCAAGCUGUCCUCGGCGAACAGAAAGAUGACAAUGUAUGGAGUGCUACUUCAAUGUCCUUUGAACACAAUGCGCAAAACUCUGAUGAAGUAAGAAGGAUACGCUCAUCUCACCCACUCAAUGAAUCCUCAACUGUCAUCAAGAACGGUCGGCUUCUAUCAGAGCUUGCCCCGUUACGCGCAUUCGGAGAUGUCCGCUACAAAUGGAGUCGCACCAUCCAACACCAGGUCCUUAACCCAUGGUUUGGAACCAACGUUAUCCCCAAGAACUACCACACCCCACCUUACUUGAUUGCCACACCCGAGGUCAUCCAUCACCAGCUGACGCCGUCCGAUAAAUUUCUCAUUCUUGCUUCGGAUGGAUUGUGGGAUUGCAUGACACCAGAGAAGGCGGUUAAUCUUGUUGGAGACUUCCUCCUGAUGAGCGACAAGAUGGGUAGCUUCCAGCCCAAAUCGGAGGGAAUGUCUCUGCAACACCUUCAUCAAACUCUAGCGAGACGUAAGGCAGCCUUGUGGCCUGUGGACACUAACGUUGCAACCCAUUUGAUUCGUUAUGCCUUGGGAGGUGUGCAUAAUCGUUUUGAUCACAAUAGGCUAGCCAAUACACUAAGUCUACCGGAUAAUGUGGUCAGACAAUAUAGAGAUGACAUUACAGUUACUGUUGUUUUCUUUAAUUGAGUUUAACCACACCCAAAAACGGACUGAUCCAGUAAGCUCCACCCCUUAUAAUGUACUGACCAAUCACGACUUGGUAUGCAGAGUAAUGAGUCAAACAUGCUGAAUUUCCAAUACAAUUUAGCAAAAUGAUAAAAUGUAAACAAGACUCAGAGGCACAUCAGCUUACUGUGACAAUGAACAGACACAUGUUUUAAAGGAACACGUUGCCUUGGAUUGGACGAGUUGGUCUAUAAAAAGCGUUUUGUAACCGUUUUCUAUAA